Molecule: messenger RNA, 6198 nt
Organism: Podarcis muralis (Common wall lizard)
Lineage: Eukaryota; Metazoa; Chordata; Lepidosauria; Squamata; Lacertidae
Gene: CUL4B
Product: cullin 4B
Biological process (GO): ubiquitin-dependent protein catabolic process
Cellular component (GO): cullin-RING ubiquitin ligase complex
Molecular function (GO): ubiquitin protein ligase binding
Source: RefSeq, a predicted model, not a curated record
UCACUCUUUCCCCUGCAAAAAGGCAGAGAGGAGAGAGCGGUGAGACGGAGAGGUUGUUUCUCAAGGAGCUCCAGCUCCUCCGCUCGCGUGUGCGCGAGGCAACUCCGAAGCCAAGGAAGCCAGAGGGUUUGGGGCGCUGGGAAGGCGAGGCAAAAGAAGGACCAAGACCAGGAGGACGAAGAGUUGCUGCAAGCAGCAAGAACCAGGACCAGGGCAAGCGGCGUGGUUCGGGAGACCCGCCGACACACUUCGCCGGGGAGAUGCAGCACUCCGAAGGCGGCAACCCCGCCUCUUCCCGCGAAGAAACAUCACCAGAGCCUGGAGCGCGGGACUCCCCAACCACCCCGCCUGGGCACGAGAAGGACUCGCGCCCCCAGCGCCGUCAGCGUCGCCGCCGCCGCCGCCGCCAGCAGCACCACCAGCAGCAGCAGCAGCAGCAGCCCGGCAACAUGAGCACUUCCGGUUUCACUUCCCCCAACCCCUCAGCAGCAGCAGCUCAGGAGGUCAGACCCGCCACUGAUGGUAGUAGCAGCAGCAGCAGCAGUGGUGGGGGCGGCGGCGGCGCCUCGUCUUCUUCCAAGAAAAGAAAGCUAAAUAGUAAUAGCAGCAGCACUGAUAGAGAAGAGGUUGAAUCCAUCACCUCCUGCUCCUCCGUUCUUCCCAGAAAUAACUCUUCCACAUCCUCUAUCGCUGCUACUACCACCACCAUCACCACCACCGCCACCCCUGCCACCUCUGCCUCCUGUUCCUCCUCAUCAGGAGUUGCCUCUUCCAACCAUUACCUGCAGAAGAAGUUGCGCUUUGAGGACUCCUUGGAUUUUUUUGGACUUGAUGCGAAGAUGGCUGAAGAGUCUUCCUCCUCCUCUUCCUCCUCGUCACCUGCUGCCUCUUCUCAGCAGCACCAGCAGCAGCAGCAGUUCAAAAACAAAAGCCUCUUAAUUUCCUCAGCUGUGGGACACCACGCAAAUGGCCUGACCAAAGCUGCCUCUUCCACUGUCUCCAGUUUUGCCAACAGUAAACCUGGGUCAGCCAAGAAGUUAGUGAUCAAGAACUUUAAAGAUAAACCUAAACUGCCUGAAAAUUACACAGAUGAAACCUGGCAAAAACUGAAGGAAGCUGUAGAAGCUAUUCAGAACAGUACUUCAAUUAAGUACAACUUAGAAGAGCUCUAUCAGGCUGUUGAAAAUCUCUGCUCAUAUAAGAUUUCUGCAAAUUUGUACAAGCAGUUAAGACAGAUUUGUGAAGACCAUAUCAAAGCACAGAUCCAUCAGUUCAGAGAGGAUUCAUUGGACAGUGUUCUUUUUCUCAAGAAAAUAGACAAAUGUUGGCAAGACCACUGCAGACAAAUGAUAAUGAUUAGAAGUAUCUUUUUGUUCCUGGAUCGAACAUAUGUUCUUCAAAAUUCAAUGCUGCCAUCAAUUUGGGAUAUGGGGCUAGAAUUGUUUAGGACUCAUAUAAUUAGCGAUCAGAAGGUCCAAAACAAGACCAUUGAUGGCAUCCUUCUGUUGGUUGAGCGAGAGAGGAGCGGUGAGGCUAUUGACAGGAGCCUUCUUCGCAGCCUUCUCAGCAUGCUUUCAGAUCUUCAGAUUUACCAGGAUUCUUUUGAACAUAGAUUCUUAGAAGAAACAAAUCGCCUGUAUGCAGCGGAAGGACAGAGGCUUAUGCAAGAAAGAGAGGUUCCAGAGUACCUCCAUCAUGUCAACAAACGCUUGGAAGAAGAAGCAGACAGGAUUAUCACCUACUUGGAUCAAAGCACUCAGAAACCACUAAUUGCUACUGUAGAAAAGCAGCUGCUAGGUGAACAUUUAACAGCCAUUCUACAGAAAGGUUUAAAUCACCUUUUGGAUGAAAAUCGAAUUCAGGAUUUGUCUCUAUUGUAUCAGUUGUUCAGUAGGGUGAAAAAUGGAGUGCAAGCUCUCUUGCAGCAAUGGAUUGAAUAUAUAAAGGCAUUCGGCAGCACCAUAGUAAUCAAUCCAGAAAAAGACAAAACCAUGGUACAAGAGCUACUAGACUUCAAGGAUAAAGUUGAUCAUAUAAUUGACAUUUGCUUUUUGAAGAACGAGAAGUUUGUUAAUGCCAUGAAAGAAGCCUUUGAGACCUUCAUCAACAAAAGACCAAAUAAACCAGCUGAGCUUAUAGCUAAGUAUGUGGAUUCAAAGCUUCGUGCAGGUAACAAAGAGGCUACUGAUGAAGAGCUCGAAAAGAUGUUGGAUAAAAUUAUGAUUAUAUUUAGGUUUAUUUAUGGAAAAGAUGUUUUUGAGGCCUUUUACAAAAAAGAUUUAGCAAAGCGGCUAUUAGUCGGCAAAAGUGCAUCAGUCGAUGCUGAAAAAUCUAUGCUUUCCAAGCUCAAACAUGAAUGUGGAGCUGCUUUCACCAGUAAACUUGAAGGAAUGUUUAAAGACAUGGAGCUUUCUAAAGACAUCAUGAUACAGUUUAAGCAGUAUAUGCAAAAUCAGAAUGUACCUGGUAACAUUGAACUCACCGUGAACAUCUUGACUAUGGGUUAUUGGCCAACCUAUGUGCCUAUGGAGGUGCACUUGCCACCAGAGAUGGUGAAACUGCAAGAGAUAUUCAAGACAUUUUAUCUGGGAAAGCACAGUGGCAGAAAACUUCAGUGGCAAUCAACAUUAGGACACUGUGUACUCAAAGCAGAAUUUAAAGAGGGGAAAAAGGAGCUGCAGGUUUCAUUAUUCCAGACUUUAGUGCUGCUUAUGUUUAACGAAGGUGAAGAAUUCAGUUUAGAGGAGAUAAAACAAGCUACUGGAAUAGAGGAUGGAGAGCUCCGACGAACCCUCCAGUCACUAGCCUGUGGCAAGGCCAGAGUGCUAACAAAAAGCCCCAAAGGCAAAGAUGUGGAAGAUGGUGACAAAUUUACCUGCAAUGAUGACUUCAGGCAUAAGCUAUUCAGGAUAAAAAUCAAUCAGAUCCAGAUGAAAGAAACGGUGGAAGAACAAGCAAGCACUACAGAGAGAGUCUUUCAGGAUCGUCAGUACCAAAUUGAUGCUGCAAUUGUGAGAAUCAUGAAAAUGCGCAAGACUUUGAGCCACAAUCUGCUCGUGUCUGAAGUAUACAACCAGCUUAAAUUCCCAGUAAAGCCUGCGGACCUUAAGAAGAGAAUAGAGUCGUUGAUUGACAGAGACUACAUGGAAAGAGACAAGGAGAACCCGAACCAGUACAACUACAUUGCAUAAACACACAAUGGGCCUUUCUUUCUUUCUUUCCUUUUCUGCACACUUGAUGUUCUACUUGGUUGCUGAUGGAUAAGCAAACCUGUUGAUCCCAUUAAAUUAACUUUUUCUACUACCAGUGGCUGAAUGGAAGCAACACAAGGGGUGGGGUGGGGGUAUAGUAGAGUGGGCAUUUCAAUUGAUUUUCACAUGCCCAUUUUGGUAUUUACAUUUUCAGAAGAAUGCUGUUGAACUCUUCGCAUGAUAUUCAGUAUGGUGUGCAGAAAACUGUAUGGAAGUAUCUGGUCUUUGUGGUUCCAUUGGGUCCUUGGUCUAAAGGGAAGCCCUUUUUAAGGGUUUGAUAAUAAACAGCCAAAGUAUUGAUUUCACUAUCACUCUGAAUAACAAAGGCCAAUCUCAUGUUCACCCAAGUUUUUAUUUCUUUGGAAAUAAAAUUACACUCCUGUGAAUGCACUUGUAAGGCUGAUACUGUUCGUUGUUGUGGCACCCCCAUGCUUGGAUUUGUGCAACCUUGGAAGUGCAGGGGUUAAAACUACUGAUGCUCCCUUUGCUCGUUGCCUUCAAACAAAUAAAAAACAUUAUUAAUGUAUUUUAGUAUUCGUAAAAUACAUUUUUUUAGUAUUGCAAAGAAGAAAAUGUUAACACUGUGUACUCAGAAAUUAAUAAUACCACAGUUGUUGGUUUGGGAUUCCCUCUGUCUUUACGUAAGCACUACAAGAACAAAAAGCAGGGGGUUUCAUCCUUUGCAGAAUCCUAUGGGGCUUCCUAUUGGGCCAGGAAUCUAGAUGGCUUUUUUGUAGAGAUGCAUCUAAUGUCAGUUGCAUUGUGCCUUGAAUCAAUCUGCCAGGCUUCCCAGGCUCUCCUUAACUGUAUAGCUGCAAAGAAUCUAGAAAGCUAGUCUUCAAGUAUUGCACAACCCUCAGAAGAUACCAGGAAGUUGGGAAAGGCAACAAGGGCAUUGAAGCCUCUUUCUGACUUUGGAACAACCUUCACCCCUCCAAAAAAACCUUUAUACCCACGAAUGGGUCAACAUUAGCUUGGCUGCAGGGAUGGGGGAAUAAUCAUAUCCUCGACCUUCUUUUGUGUGUUACAUUGUUUUUGAAGCUCAACUUUUCUGAAUGUUGUUUGUUAAAUUUGUUUUUGUUCUCAUGGUUUCUCUUCAGGCUUCUGUUGAGAGUGCUCCUGUUUAACAAAAGCUGAGCGAUUCUAUACUGAGCAUGACACAGUAUUGAUAACAGUUACAGCUCACCAGAGCUGACUUCCCAAAGCUCCCCACAACUACUUAAGCCAGAAAAUCUUUUGAUGGCUUAUCUUCAGAUUCUGCCCUGGUCACCUAGGAAAGGGCAAUGCUUGCAGCAAAACAGACCCGUUUCAAGUAUGAGAGCCUGCCAUUUACAGAGUAAUAUUGCUAGAUCAAGUGAGGUUUGGGAAAUCUUGGGGAGACGGUAACUAAGAAUUCAUCACAGGAUGUGCUUUUAAAGAUUGUUCUGCGUCAGCUGCAGGAUGCCUCUUCUGCUGUUGCCAUACUUGCUCCACUUAUAUGUGAUGUUUCUCAAAAGUGUCCCCCAGAAUGAGCAUUAUUUAUAGAAAAUAAACUUGGGAGGAGUUCACAAUGGGGGGUGGAUGGAAAUGAAAGCUGCUGUACAAUUUGGUGUGCCUGAUACAAAUUUGUGAUUUGAAUGCCUUUUGGGGAAGGAAAUAAUUCCUUUUAAAAGAUGAAUUUCAACUAGAGCAAACUCUUAUCUGGGGUAAGUUCUUUGGAAACUGCACCUUAAUCCUAUUCUGAAAUGUGCCCAAAAUUGUGAUUGUGAUCCAUUCAAUUGUCACAUUUCUGCAAAAAACAUUUUCCAGAAGCAGUGUGUUAAAAUAUGAACAAAUAAGAAAACUAACAAACUAUGCCUUUGCUUCACAUUUUUCCCCCCAAUGAGCAUUACUAAAUUACUAAGUCACUUUCCCUAUCUUCCUGUAAUUGAUAUUGAGCUAUGGCAAAAACUACUUUCCAGCCAUAUUCUCCAGCAACCUUUUUCUUUUUCCUGUUUUUUGCUGGAAUCAUGUGCCUGCUUUAUUGAGCCAUAAAGAUAUUUAUAAUAGAUAUAUAUAAAUACAUUUUCUUGCAGUGGAGUUAGACUGUGACCCAAACAGUCUGUCUGGCCAGACAUUUUCAGAUCUUCCUCUGUUGUGUGCAGUUCAAAGCAGUUGCAUUUCUUUUAAAAACUGCAAAUUUAUUCUGACAAAUAUUUUUGUUUGGGGGAUUUGUAAAAAAAAAAAAACUUUAUACCCUACAAAAUGAAUUAUUUUUUCUUUCUUUCUGAUUUAAAUACAUGUUAAAGAAAACCGUGACCAUUUUGUUUCAAAACUAAUGGCAAAUGUGUUGUAAAGAUUGUUUUGUUCUCUAGCUUACAAAAAGGUGCCAAAGUAUAUAUGGUAAACUUUUUAAAAAGUAGAAUUUAAAAAAACUUACGUUAGCUAUGGUUUUACUUUCCUGAUCUCUUUCAGAUGCUUAUUUUUCUGUUUGUGUGUAUAUAUAUGUGUGUCCUGGUCUCUUAACUUUUCCAAAGCAGAGCAUCUGUCGUAACUUUCUUUUUAAGUCAAAAUGUUUUUGGUUUUGUGCAUUCUUAAAGUAUCACUUUCAUUUUUGAGCAUUUCCUCCUUUAAAACAAAGUUCUAAGAGUACAGCAGCAUUCAAAAAUGUAAUAUACUUUUUGUAUAAAGAAGUUAUUCAGAAGAAUACCUUUGGAGUUGGGUUGUGGGAGGAGGCACACAUUUGUGGGAGGGAGAAAUAACCUGUUCCUUCAAAAAAAAUGUUCUACAUACACAGGUCUGCAAAUGGGGCAUUGCAUCCUUCAGUGCAAAAAAAAAAAGAGUGAAAAUUUCAAAGUCAGUGGAUGGGUACAGCAAGUCUUUCCUUUGGUAAAUAAUGUAAAUAUGUGUCCUUUAAAAAGAGUGAGUCUGUUAUCUAGGUAUUUUGUGUCAUUUAAUAAAUAAUAAACAGUUUUGUGUUGCUAAACUC